AUGGUGGUUCAUCCAGAGGGGGAAAAGGCUCACGAGGAUAGAGGGAAGAAAGAGAGGAAGAGAGCGAAAAGAGAAGAGGGGACUAAGGGAAAAUUAUAUACGGAGCGCCUGAGCAUUGAAAAGUCUUCAUCCGUCGGCAGUAGCAUUGACGUCCACCCGGGGUACGCCCAUGGGCCAGAGGAAUGGCAGGGGCACAAUGGAUGGGGACCCCAUCUGGAUGAGUCGGAAGUGAAUGAAUCGUCGCGGAUGAUUGGACGGGGGAGCGUCGACCAGAACGAGGGGUGGUGUUCUUGGAAAAUUCUAGUGGGGAGUGGAGAAGGGAGGAGGCGAGGAGGAAGAGGAGGACAGGUGAUUUCCACGAAGCAUGAGACUAUUCAUCGGGCUGUACCUGGAUGGUCGGAAGUACGGAGUAAUCUGGAGAUCUGA
Messenger RNA from Aspergillus fumigatus Af293, 426 nucleotides. RefSeq lists its product as uncharacterized. The transcript has 2 exons. The record is from RefSeq and is a predicted model, not a curated record. The coding region runs from base 1 to 426 and encodes 141 amino acids. Lineage: Eukaryota; Fungi; Ascomycota; Eurotiomycetes; Eurotiales; Aspergillaceae.